Messenger RNA from Botrytis porri, 639 nucleotides. RefSeq lists its product as uncharacterized. The record is from RefSeq and is a predicted model, not a curated record. The transcript is spliced from 2 exons. The coding region runs from base 1 to 639 and encodes 212 amino acids. NCBI's taxonomy places the organism in Eukaryota, Fungi, Ascomycota, Leotiomycetes, Helotiales, Sclerotiniaceae.
AUGAGUCUGUACCACAUCAGCCUUCCAUGUACCAACUUGAAAGCAUCAGAAGAGUUUUACGCAACAGUACUAAAGCCUUUAGGCUAUAAAACGUACCUUCAAACUCGUAAUAAGACUUUCUUCAGACCAAGCUGGUCAUUUCACCCCGAACUUUCUUUGAGACGUGAUAGAUCUUAUGGGCCAAUCGGAGGUACUCGUAUCACCAUUCACACAUCAUCCCGAUCACAAGUCGACAAAUUUUAUGUUCUCGGUCUAGCCAAAUCUAAUAAUAUCCAAAGCGGAGAGAUCAACGAUUAUCCAAAUGCCUACACAGCUUCUAUCGUCGACUUUGACAGCAAUGUCAUUGAAGCAAUUUACCUAAAAUCAUGGGUGACCAAGGUCAUCAUCCCAUUUCCAAUGACCCCGGCAGCGAUUUGUGGCGCGCCUUAUCUGGUAGUUGCUUCUUCUAUCUUCAAAGGACUUGGAGAGUGGUACUAUUUUAUCUUUAACACAAUAUGGAUAUUGAUUGUUGCAGGUCUUAUUUAUGUGCAGCUUGAUUCAGAGAGGUCAACACAGAGAUUAGAAGAUUCUGGGCAGCUGAGCCUUGAAAAACGAGACAAAACGUCGAGGGCCAGGCUAGCAUCUAGAGAUGUGGAUUGA